Messenger RNA from Paramecium sonneborni, 1848 nucleotides. The record is from the annotation of a GenBank genome assembly. NCBI's taxonomy places the organism in Eukaryota, Ciliophora, Oligohymenophorea, Peniculida, Parameciidae.
UAUAAUGGGAUGCAAUGAAUCACGUAAAGAGAAUAAGAUCUCAUUAAAUGAAGUAGUAUUAGAUAAACUACAUCGUUUAUUUGAUAGAUUACGAAGUCGUUAUCGAGAGUAAAUAUAAUUCGUUUAUGUUUAGAACUGCAACAACAGAUUAUAUUUGUUAAGAGAGUUUGGAGUAUCUAUGUGAUGGUAACCCUUGUUUUGGUGGAAAACUAUAUUAGUUUAUGUUAAAACAUUCUACAAAUAAGAAGGUUGAUUUUGAGAAUUUCAUUACAAUAGUGGAAAUAUUAAUUGAAGAGCCUAGUUCAUAUCAUUUAUAAGGAUAUAGAUCACUUGAUAAGAUGGAAAUCUUUUUUUUAAUAAGUUUAUAAAGACUGUCAAUAGAUGAUGCUGAAUUCAAAGACUCAAAUGUAUCAUACUUGGAGGCACUUCAAUUUCUCUAAGAUGUAGAGUAUAUAUCUCUGAGAUCAGGUUUAGCAUUAAGUUAAAAAUUGAGUGCUGAUGAAUCAGUUGCUAGAUCAAUAUUAAGUGCUGUAUAUCCAAAUAGUUCAGGUGCUGUGAAAUGGUGGAGUCUAGUAUUAUUCUUUAAAUAACUAUUCCCUCAUCUAACAGAAUAAGUUAAAUAAUACUUUACAAUGUUAUUUUUAAGUGUAUAAUAAUAGAAGCUAUAAGCAAGGUAUAUAAUGUAUAAUUAUAUUAGAUUUACUAAGCCAUCUUAUUUGCUUAAUGGUCCAUAAUAUAUUUAUUUAGCACUUGGAAAUGCAUAUAUAAAAUCAUCAAGUUAAGUUAAUUUAUUAUGGAGUAAUGCUAUAUCUGGUUGGAAUUUUGAAUCUCUUUAUAGAGCAUUAUUAUAAUUUGAUGGACCAACAGUGUUUUUAUUCAAAUUUAGUAAUGAUUCUGAUGAAUCUAUUGUGGGAGCAUUUAAUAAAAAAAAAUGGAUAGAUUCUGGAUUAUAUUAAGGAAAUGAAGAAAGUUAUCUUUUUUAAUUGAUUCCUAAAUUUAAAGUAUUUGCAGCAAGUCGUUUUAAAAGAACAUUUCCUAAUGAAAGUGAUUAAAAUACUUAAAAUUAUUCAUAUUUACAUUAUUUUGGAGAAGGUAUUGGAGAUUAUAAAGGUUUGAAUGAAAUAGCACCUUCAGGAGUAGGAUUCGGAGGAGCAAAUAAUAAAUUUAGAUUAUGGAUAGAUGCUUAAGAUAUGUAAACAAAAAGUUAUGUAACACCAGAAGAUGAAACAUAUAAAAAAGGUAAUUAUGAUAUUAUAAUAUUUAUAAAAGGUUCAUUAAUAAAUCCAGUAUUAAAAGAAUAUAAAUUGACAUAUGCUGAAGUUUGGAGUGUUGGAAAAGAAGUAGAUAUAUUAAGCACUUAAUUAUUGAUUGAGAAAGCUAAUUAUUUAGAAUCUCAUUAUUUAAGAUCUUCAAUGAGAGUUUAAAAGGAAAUGAUUGGUUUAAUGAAAGCCCCUUUAAAUAUGGACGAAGAUUAAUAAUAACCAAGAUUAUCUGGAGUUUCAAAGUCUUAAAUCAGGUCAUCAUCUGCAAUCUAAUAAUCAAGAAAAGCAUAGAUAUUAGAUAUGGUUGAUCCUUACACUGUUUAACCAAAUUAUUAAUCUAAUUAAAGAAAUACUUAAACCUCAUUAGCUAGAACCAAGACUUCUAAAAGUUAUAUUUAAUAAUAAUAACCACCCUAAUUCUAAGAAAAUGGAUAAGAAGAAACAGGAUUUGGAGCUACUACAUUAUUUAGAGGAAGUGCACCACCUGAAUAACCAUAACAACCAGACGUUGGUUAUGGUGCUACAUAACUUAUUAGAACUUCAUAUUAAAAAGAAUGAAUGCCAUCCAUCAAAAUAAAUAACAUAU